AUGCAUCAUUAAAUGCACGUUAAUACUUAUAUAUGUAAAUAUAUAAUAUUAUUAUCAUCAUAGGUAUCUAUAUUAUAUUAUAUGUGACCCCCUUCCCCCCAAUAAAAAAAAAAAAAAAACGAACAAUGACUUAAUUUUUUUUUAUGAAAGUCGUUUUUUUUAUUCUAUCUAGUUUUCUGUCCGGUUAAAUACCUGCUGUUCAACUGGUUUGUACAGUCUCGCAUGGGCAUAGUUUUUUUCGUUUUGUUUUGUGGUAAAAAAAUUCGUGAAGACUAAUUUUACUAAAAAACGACACCAUGCUCACGCCACCGGCAUUUUGAUCUCAUUUUUAUUGGGUAUUCCUGGUGUAGGUAGCGAAUAAAAAAAAAUAUUUCAAAUAACGAUCACCCAAAUGGCUAAGUACGGUGAUGAUAGUUACGAUUCGCAAGUGUUAGAAGAUUCGGUGUUACAAUGGAAAGAAAAAAAAUAUUUUUUUUUUGUUUAUUAUAAAUCUAUUUCACUAUCUGCAAGUUAAAUUUUUACAAUCAGCAAAAGUGAUGGGUUUAAUUGGUGAAUCGUGAAGAAUUUAUCUAUGAAUGGAACUUUAUGAUAUGGACGUAUGGUAUAUAUUUUAUUCAAAUAGGCAACACCAAUUCUAAUUCGGUCAUCUGUGAAGUGUAAACAGACUUUUGAAAAUAUCUUAUGUGUUCAAACAACAGCCUUAUUGAAAAAAUCAACACUUGAAAAAAUUUAUGAAGUACUGCAGGAAUUUAUGUGUAAAAUCAAUGACAGCGAAACUAACAUUCAAGAAGUGAUUCAGUCCGAGAACAACUUAACUAAAACAAACUUCAAAGAAUCAGAAUUUACUAAAAGAAAAACAAAUUGCAAGGCGUUUGAUAACUUUAAAGCGUUAUGUAGUGAAAAUAAAUCACCUUCCGUAAAAAGACAAAAUGUCUACAAAUGUGCAGACUGCAAGUACCAAACACCUAGAAAAUCUGAUUUAAAAAAACAUCUAAAACGUCACAUGGGGGUGUGCGAUUAUUGCUGUAGUUAUUGUGAGCGAAAAUUUUUUGAUAAAUACAACUUAGAGCGGCAUGUAAAUGCUAGUCACACUAAAAAACAACAAUAUUCGUGUACAUUGUGCACUUACACAACAUUUUUGUAUGAUUCAUUGAAACGUCACAAAAAAUUGAAACACUGUGAUCACACAGGAGCAAAAUUUGUCUGCUCUGUUUGUUAUCAUGUGAGUGCUUCAAAACAUGAUAUGAAUGUACAUUCAUACACUCACGACAAAGUUAAAUCAUACAUGUGUGAAGAAUGUGGUUCAAUGUUUGCUAUCAAGAGCCGGUUGAUAACGCACCAAAAUACUGUACACAAUGAACCUGUACACCCAUGUCAAAUUUGUGACAAAUCAUUUAAAACACUGACUCUGCUCAAGAGACAUACAGUCAUACACUCUCGUUACAAGCCUUAUUGUUGUCCAUUCUGCAACCAUUCAUCCAAUAGCCAGAGCAACUUGACCAAACAUGUGCGCAAAAUUCACUCCCAGAGCAAUUUUUCUUACCAUAAAUUUAUUAAUGGAAAGUAACACAAAAAUAUGAUUUUUGUAAACAUCCAGUCAUUACUUCAUCCACGGCAGACCUGAGUUUAUUGUUAAUAAUCUACCAAUUCAAAACAUCAAGAUCGAUAAUUUUCUAUGCAUUUGUUAACGUUUUUAUGACACAGUGUUGUUCUUUUUCCUUUCAUUGCCCUUAUUAAUUAUUAUGUUUGACGCAACUUAGGUACAAAAUAAAUAUAAAAAUAAUUUUUAUAUUCCAACCCUCAUUAUUUUAUUCUAAAUUAUAUUAUAUAAUGUAAUAUAACCUUACCUCAACCAUCAGUAGUUACUGGUUUACCAUUUAGAUUCUUUAAGAUUGAUGUUAGUCUUUAUCUUCUAACGUAUGAAUGUAUGAUACCACCAAAAGUGAAAUGUGGUUUGUGAUCUUACAGUUUUGUAAUUUGAAAUUUGUAAGUGAAUGUAUCUUUGUACUUCUAAAAUUCUCAAUGCAUAGUUUUCUCCAUUGGUGAUAUUUAUACUAUUCUAAUGUUGUUUACAUUUGAUAUAUUAUUAUUUUACUUUAUGCUAUCAAUAUAAUUUCUACAUUUAAUGUAAA
This is a messenger RNA of Metopolophium dirhodum (rose-grain aphid), 2132 nucleotides long. RefSeq names its product oocyte zinc finger protein XlCOF26-like. Gene Ontology annotation, biological process: regulation of transcription by RNA polymerase II. Gene Ontology annotation, molecular function: RNA polymerase II cis-regulatory region sequence-specific DNA binding; DNA-binding transcription factor activity. The record is from RefSeq and is a predicted model, not a curated record. Bases 752 to 1567 code for a protein of 271 amino acids. The transcript is spliced from 8 exons. NCBI's taxonomy places the organism in Eukaryota, Metazoa, Arthropoda, Insecta, Hemiptera, Aphididae.